Messenger RNA from Haliotis rubra (blacklip abalone), 4426 nucleotides. RefSeq names its product transcription factor SPT20 homolog. Lineage: Eukaryota; Metazoa; Mollusca; Gastropoda; Lepetellida; Haliotidae. Gene Ontology annotation, biological process: regulation of transcription by RNA polymerase II. The coding region runs from base 178 to 3213 and encodes 1011 amino acids. Gene Ontology annotation, molecular function: transcription coregulator activity. Gene Ontology annotation, cellular component: SAGA complex. The record is from RefSeq and is a predicted model, not a curated record. The transcript is spliced from 26 exons.
UGUCGCUUUCUUAGACAAAUGUCAGGAAAAAUGACCCGGCAGAAAUAUUAGUUGCAUUACAAGACAGGAUGUGCCUGUGUGUUUAAUAUAGUAUUACAAAUACAGAAAAUGAAAAUGUAGUUGUUCAGCCAAGUGAACAGAAUAUAUGUGAGUGAGAAGGGGGACAGGUCAGAUAGGAUGACGACAAGCAUGCACCGGGCAGCUCAGUACGCAGAGUACUUGCUGCAGUGCAGCAGACAGCAUCCUGCUAGCCUUCAGUCAUCACCACCAUCCACCAGCAGCAAAGGGAAGUCACUCCACCAGAAGCUGGUUGACCUUUACAUUGAGGAAUGCAGCAAGCACCCAGAGGUUAAGGAGUUGGACCAUGCCACCCACCUACUUGGCAAGCUGGUGCGGAGAGAUAAGCUGAACUGUUUGGUCCUGAACCUGUACCCUGCCAACGAGGGCUACUCUCUUAUGUUGAAGGCCAGGAAUGGUGUGGAGUCAGAGACCAUCAAACUGCCAUAUGAGGAAUCAGAGCUCUUGGAAUAUGUUGAUGCUGCCCAGCUACCACCGUUCUUAGUCGACCUACUGGAGAAAGCCCAGGUGAAUGUGUUUUACAAUGGUUGCGUUAUCGUGGAAGUGCGAGAUUUCCGCCGCUCUACAACAGGAUCACAUGACACCCAAUAUGUCAUGUUGAAACCAACACCGCAGUCACUUCUGUGUGACAUCAAUGCUUUGACCAACGACGGCAAUCGCUGGACCCAAGAUGACGUCUUCCAGCUGGAGAGUCAGCUGUUGAUGGCAACAGAGGAACCCAUCUGUCUCGACCCCUCCCCCGCAGUGCUUCUCAUCAACAACCGACUUCAGUUUGAACACAAGAAACUCAAUGACCCAAUGCUCAAGAGGUGUGUGAAGAAGUUUACGCAGGCUGCAGUCAACAGGAAGAGGAAGUUAGAGCAGGCUGCCGCACCUCCAGAGCUGAAGCUACAUGACUUCAUACACAAACGGAAGGACAAGAGUCGAGCCAACCCUCCUGUCAACCUCAAAGUUGGAAAAUCAUGUGUCGACAUGUGGAAACAGAGGCCGACACAGUUGUCAGCUCCAGAGUCUGUUAAUGUGGAGGAACUGGCCAAAAUUCAGAAGCAACCAGCUCCUGGGAAUCAUCUGAUUGAAGAGCACACGCUGGAGCGAGACCCUACACAGGAGCGACGUAUGUUGGCAAAGAUAACCAUCUACCAGCAGCCCUGUAACGACUGCUACAUCGGAGAACUCUAUCUGGACUACGACUACUGUAAUGAUAAAAUAGCCGAUGGCCAUUCAUGUCAAUUCACGCUUGGAUCAAAAGAGAGUGUUGAUAAGUAUUUUGAACAGUUCAAGGAGCUGUUCACAGAAGAAGGUCGUCGGUCAGUGAAGAUCACCACACAGCGCCCGAACCAACCAGCCAGUGUGAUGUACACACAGACGACACAGUCUCCCAGUGCUACCAGUAUCACCAUCACUAAUGCUCAAGCUCUCCUCAAGCAUGCUACUAGCAUGGCAGCUACCAUCACCACACAGAAUGAACCAACAGGAAGUGCGGGUCUGGCAGCCAAGCGGAACAUGCCCAUCCAGCUAUCACUGUCUCUGGGCCCGCCGGGGUCAGGGAGCAUCAACGCUGCUGCCAACAUCAUCAGCCCACAGUCAGGUGUUACUGGGACAACCGGAAGUCAGCAGUCGACCAAUCAGGCACCACUUGCUGCCCAGCAGCUGACGCUGUCUCAGACCAACCAGUCACACUCAUCAACUCAAAGAAUCAAGCCGUUCAGUAUAUCACACUCAAGAGUGACCAGUACUCCAAGUCCAGUGUCCACUCCUACUGCAACUACCACUGCACAGCACCAGUUCAUAGCCUCAGCAUCCUCAGUACAGACCACUGGCCAGAAGAUUCCCACCCCUCGGCCACCCCACCCCACCCCUGUCUCACGGACCCCCACCCCACAUCAUCAUGCCUCAAGGCGGACAUCCACCACGGAGUCAGUGACCAUCGGUCAGACAGCACAGAAUCUCCCGCAAGCCACAAACCUCACCACCUACUUACAAGGUCUGACAUCUUCUGGUGCACUGACUGUAACAUCAGCUGGAGAGAGUAGCAAUAUCACCCAGCAGCCUAACCUCCCCACCAACAUCAACAUCACAAACCUUGGGGGACUCCCACAGAAUUUCAACCUUAGUAGUCUGGCUGGUCUCCAAGGCAUGAACAUUGCCAACCUGCAGGGGCUGUCCAACGUUCAGGUGUCACUGACAGGUGUGUCGAUGCCUGGUGGAGGGAUUGCUGUUCCUGUCCCCAUCACAAUGAUCAAUAACAACUCCUCACUGCUCCAGAACCAAGGCAUCCUAGUCAGCUCACUGCCCAACAUGGCCGCCUCAGUGACGUCUGCUCCCACAGACUCGUCAGCAGCGUCAGUUUCACAGUCAUCUAACCAGUCAACAAGUGUGGUCACCUCCCCCCAUUCCUUUGUCACCAUGGUAACGGCUCUGCCCUCUACAACUGCUUCCUCAACUACAGCCACGAGUACAUCUGUGUCAUCUACAGUCGUCAUGUCAACAGGACUGGGUUCAAAUCCCAACACAGUGCUUCCGUCCCAGUCAGCGGGCAUGUUGUCUCUGCCUUUUGGUCUAGCUGGGAAUCUCACUCAGUUGGUGCCCGUUGGGGCAGGGAAGACUACAUCGGCGGGCUCCGGGCUUCACGCCCAGCCUGCUGCUGCCAGUGCUACAACUGCUUCUUUACCUUUGCUGCAGCUUCAGGGACAACAGGGAAUACAGCUGCUAAACCUGCAACAGCAACAUCGCGCGGGGCAGGUGAAACCCGGCCAGUCAUCUGGUGGCCCUACUCAAACCAACGCUAGGGCUGUCACCACCACCGUGCCCAUUUCCACAGUGCUUACGCAAACCCUGACAGGCCAGCACAUGGCAGCACUAUCUACGCUGACAGUGGGUAAACCCGGUCAGACGACGACAACAAGUCUCACUCCGCAACAGUUGAUGCAGUUGACGGGUCAGGCGCACUUGCAGCAGUCCCAGCUCCAGCCGCAGCUCGCCUUCCAGAAGACACAGUCCUCAGCUGCUCAGGGCCAUCUGCAGUUCCACCAGCUGCAGCUGAAACAGCCCACGUCUUCUCCAGCUCCACCAUCCGCCUCACACAGCAAGUCCAAGAGCAAGAAACGUACCACUCCGACGCCGCCCAAACUCUGAGAAUAUAUACUUUAUAUGUUACCCAUCUUCUUCAUAGUCAAUGGGGUUGGGGGUGGGGGUAGCCCAGUGGUUGAAGCAUUUGCUCGUCACACUGAAGACCCAGGUUAAAUUCCCCACAUGGGUACAAUGUGUGAGGCCCAUUUCUUGUGUCCCCACCAUCAACCGAAUCCUUACCUGGUUCACUGUUCAUUUCUACAAAAUCAGACAGGAACACAAGUUAUUUAUGUAUUCAAAGAUGUUCAUUCUUCAUUAUCUUGAGUACUCUGUAAAGAUCCGGUUUGAAUUGGUCUUCAGUAACCCAGGUUUGUUGACUUGGUUAUUGCAUGUCAUCAUGUCCCAAAUGCACACAUCGAUGGUCAUGAUGUUAGUCACUGGAGAGACUGGACCAGUGCUUCAAAAAUUUAAUUCCAGUUGUGUAGAUCGAUGCUCAUGCUGUUCAGGACUGUAUUGUACAGUCCAGAUUCAGUUAUUUACAGACGGAAAUCAUAUAUGAACAUAAAGAAUUUUCUGGAUGUACAUUUAAUGAAUUUAAUGGAUGCACAUUUUAAGAAUUUAUGUUCAUCAAACAGCAUGUUCUAAAAUGCCAAUCCAGCAUCUGUCAUCAUCUAGCUGGAAUAUUGCUGAUUGGGGUGUUCAUCACCAAACAGACCUUGUUCCAGGAUGUGACCUUUGCACUAUGAUCUACGAGCUUGUAGUGCUUAUUGUGUCAUAACUCCCUUACUCAAACCUAAACAAAGACAAUCGUAGCCCAAUGAUCGUGUUGUGGAACAGGGUUGCAGCAGGUAGCAGGUGUUGACUGUACCACACGACCCAGGUAGCUGUUCAAUCCCGGCAUUGUGUAAUCAUACCUGUUGGGCCAGGUACCAGUUUGUACAACUAAUUACUAUGCAGUUAUCAGUGCAGCUCAGGUGUACAGGUACGCCAGGUAUAUAUGCAUAAUGGUGUUGGGACAUCACAGGGUUCAUCGCACCUGCCUGACAAGGUCUAGGCUAAUGGGGAUUGGUUCUCAUCUUCUACAUGCUGAAGUGUGAUCAUGGUGACUCAUGUUGUGUCUCAUCUCCUGUAACAACCUAGCACAGGAUUCAUUGUCAGUACUAGUGUUGGCAAUUGGUUAAAAUCUCAUAAUUGAUGGUUGGUUCAUUACAACCAAUCAAUCAUCGCAAAUAAUUGGUUAGCUUCAUUUAUGAAAUUUGUUAACGCACAAAACAAAUAA